GUUCUCUUCCGAGACUCCUCGUCUUCGUUUCAACUUAGUUCUUGAGUGCGGUGUAAUAAGCAGGCGUGUCUCUAGAUUUCUGGAGUGCAUUUAGCUAUAGUGCAUGUCGUGGCACCAUGUUCAUGUCUCCUUACCGCCUAUUCAACCGUGUCAACUUGUUUUCAACCAAUUUGAAGUUCUUCAGCUGGCAAUGGACACGUGCUAAGCACGUCUCUCAUCCUCACACUCUCACCUUAUCCAAGGGGUCAUUUUUGAAACAUAAAAGUCAUAGAAGUAUCACUACUGACAUGUCCUUACUUCAGCACACUGGUACAUCAACGUUUUAUACCGAAUUAGCAGAGUUACCCCUUCCUGUGUCUGCUGAUUUCGUUGGUGGCGAUGUUGCACGCGUCACUUACUCCGUUCGCGACCAUCAGCGUAAUAUCAUGCGAUCCCUCACUAAGACUUUCCCCGGGGGCAUCACUUCCGAUCAUCAGACAACCUCCCACAAUUCCUCUGAAGUUAAGGCAUCUGCAACAUCUCCUUCCCAGUCUCGUCAGGCGAUCCUCCGAGAGGUUGCUAAUGGCACAAGUACGAAACGUUUCGUCGAAAUCUGGGCUGGUACUCAGAUGGAGGCUUCCUUGGAUGUCACAAAGUACCACGAUGCUUUCCAUACAGAUGAUUUCACAUCGUCUCUCUCCUUCUCCCCAUCCGAAACAUCCCUUCUAUAUACCGCCGAAGCAAACAUCAACAGCGACGAUAAUGCUUCGGAUGAUCCUUACCCCAAAUUUAUAUACACCCCGCACUUUGGUGAACCAUCUCGCGCGAAGAAAAGAUCGACCAUUUUUCUAUUCCGCUGGGUAAGGUCCACAGCCUUCGCCAAGGCUACUAAGCAGGACAUGUUGCUGGUUGCCCUUUCGCCGGCACAGCCUGCGCAAACACCUGUCCUGUUUGGUCAAGCUACUUUUGCGACGGAAAAUGUUAUCUACGCCAGUGGACACGAACACACCAAAGACGGACGACUACUGGGGGUUAAAUGGUGCUUCAAUCGUCCCAUGGGCAUAUGGGAGAUUAAACUUCCUGAGUCAGCAACCGUGCUAGGGACACCCUUUGGCACUAAAAUAUCGUGCAACUCAUUGAAGCUGACUCCGUCAGAACGGUCUUGUCGUUCACCUCGUGUAUUAUACGAUGACAGUCAGAAACCUAUUAAACUCUUCUGGUUCUCAAAUCCCGUCGGCGGUCCCCACGCAUCUUGCGUUUCUCUGGAAUCUCGCGAUCUAACCACGGGUACCAACAAGGUCCUCGUGGAUGCCGUGAUGGAACCUACCCCAGAAAAUGACUUUCCAGGCCUAUAUCCCAAUUAUAACAUGCCCUCCAGCCCGUUUUUGCGUCGUGCAGGCCGCACAUACAUCGUGCUCCACUCCUUAUGGCGCUCUCGUGCGACGAUCCUCUUCAUUGAUACAGAAUCAGGAGCGAUUUCAGACGAGAGCAAAGUGCAAGAUGGUGAACCUUUGUAUAGUUGGGACUUACAUACUACAGACGGCAAGACGCGCUUCAUCUGUUCAAGGAGUACGCCUACUACUCCACCUGAAGUAUUACUGGGAUACUUUGAUGAACACGAGAACCUUAAUUGGAAAGUCCUGGAUAGGCCAAUCAUGUCUUUCACAACUGAAAAUGCACUCCGUGAUCUUACUGCAUCGAUCAUACCCAUCGGUGCACGUCCUCCAACAGAGACUAUUGUAAUUCAAUCAAAUAAAGCUUCUACGAGACCUGGCCCGAAACCCAUCUGCGUUACCAUGCCACACGGAGGACCACAUGCAUCAAUCACAACAUCAUUCUACCCAGCUACUGCUGCACUAGCCUUAGAAGGAUAUACCAUCUCCCUUCCCAACUAUACCGGCUCCAUGGGAUUCGGGGAAAGAUACAUCCAAAAGCUUCUCGGGCACUGUGGAACAAUGGACGUACAAGACGUCGUAGAGAGCGUCAACGAACUCAUCCGGCUCGGUAUCUCAGAGCAUGGACGACAAGUUAUUCAAGGUGGAAGCCACGGCGGUUUCCUCGCCGCACACCUGAUCGGCCAAUACCCAACCCUAUUCAAUGCAGCAGUGAUGCGCAACCCCGUAAUUAGUGCCGGCGAAUUAGUAGCAGCGUCCGACAUUCCCGACUGGGCUUACGCUGAAUUUGGGCUCCAAUUUACCCCGGGCUCGCUUAUGAAGCCGGCCACAUUCCAAAAACUGUUCGAGGCAUCGCCUAUCGCGCACGUCGAUAAUGUACGCGCGCCUGUAUUGUUGUUGAUUGGAGAAGACGACUUGCGUGCGGUACCAGCGCAGGGGUUGAGGUUUUAUCAUGCGCUCAAGGGCAGGGAGAGGCGAGUAGAGAUGUUGUGGUUUAAGGGAGAGACGCAUCCGCUUGAUGGAGUUGAGGCGGCGAGGGUUUCAUGGGAGGCUGGAAGGGAUUGGUUUAAAAAGCUAGGGCAAAACCCAGCUGACUGAUGGCAAUAUGUAGGCACGAAUAAUGACGUGAAGGAUCUGAAUGUUGCCGUUGUGUCGUAGUGUUCAGGCUGGAAAGUACCUUGCGUGUUCGCCCCAGUCCUAUAGGAUUACUUCAUACUGACAGCAAUGUUGUAUACAUAUAUUCAUCGCUUAUCGUUGAAAACAUGUUUCCUAUUUUCCUC
Molecule: messenger RNA, 2653 nt
Organism: Suillus bovinus
Lineage: Eukaryota; Fungi; Basidiomycota; Agaricomycetes; Boletales; Suillaceae
Exons: 6
Coding region: 117-2471 (784 amino acids)
Biological process (GO): proteolysis
Molecular function (GO): serine-type endopeptidase activity
Source: RefSeq, a predicted model, not a curated record